UUGGACAGUCCAAACAUCCGAGACUUCCCUCUCCAACAGGAACCAUGAAGGCUCUGGUUUUCCUGGCCGUGCUCGCCGCUGUCCACGCUGCGCCGCUGGACGAUGACGACAAGAUCGUCGGAGGCUACGAGUGUCAGAAGCACAGCCUGCCGUACAUCGUGUCUCUGAACGCCGGCUACCACUUCUGCGGCGGUUCUCUGAUCAACAGCCAGUGGGUCCUGUCGGCCGCUCACUGCUAUAAGCCCCGUAUUCAGGUGCGUCUCGGCGAGCACAACAUCGCCAUCAACGAGGGCACCGAGCAGGUCAUCGACUCGGCCGCGGUCAUCAGUCACCUGCGCUACAACAGCGCCACCCUGGACAACGACAUCAUGCUGAUCAAGCUGAACCGCCCCGUCACCUUCAACAGCUACGUGUCCGCCGUGUCUCUGCCCAGCAGCUGCCCCACUCCCGACACGUCCUGCCUCAUCGCCGGCUGGGGCAACACCAGUCCCUCAGCUAACGUCUACCCCAACAAACUGAUGUGCCUGGACGCCCCGGUGCUGAGCGACACCGCCUGCAGGAAUUCCUACCCAAAUCGCAUCACCGACAACAUGUUCUGCUCCGGCUUCCUGGAGGGAGGUAAAGACUCGUGCCAGGGCGACUCCGGCGGUCCCCUGGUGUGUAACGGUCAGCUGCAGGGGAUCGUGUCCUGGGGCCACGGCUGCGCUCAGGUCAACAAACCCGGCGUCUACACCAAGGUGUGCAGAUACCUCCCCUGGAUCAGCAGCACCAUCAGCAGCAACUGAGAGUCUGACGUGUGUCAAUAAAAUCCAACUAAUUUA
Molecule: messenger RNA, 821 nt
Organism: Pangasianodon hypophthalmus (striped catfish)
Lineage: Eukaryota; Metazoa; Chordata; Actinopteri; Siluriformes; Pangasiidae
Product: cationic trypsin-3-like
Exons: 1
Coding region: 45-785 (246 amino acids)
Biological process (GO): proteolysis
Molecular function (GO): serine-type endopeptidase activity
Source: RefSeq, a predicted model, not a curated record